GGUGGGAGACCAGUUAUUCAGCGGCUGUGAGAUCGCGUACUUCAAAGUCUACCGUCUGCAAGUGGUAUAGUGGUCGGUGGCUUCUACUCUUCAGAUCUUCUUCAAUCCCUCUGUUCUCGCUGGUGUCGUCGAGGAUUUCCUUGACCCUGAACGCCGGGUCGGCCUUCAACUUCAUUAAUUCCGAGUACAUACGUCGACUUUACCGAUGCAAUAACCCACUCUCUUCCACCAGAUAUUAAACGAAGCAUCAGGUACAGGAACCGAAUAGAAGAGCAAUUCUACCAACAUGUCUAAAAGUGCCAGUGAUCUAGUAUGGGACUAUUUAGUCUUUUUCAUUUUCGUUAUUGCCAGUACGUUUGUGGCAAUUUAUUCAAGAUUCGUAGAAGGAAAACAGAAAACGAAAGCUGAUUUCGUAUUCGCCGCAGGAAGAGUUUCUAUGGGAGCGAUGAUGAUGAGCAUCGCUCGGGGCACAUUAGGAGUACGAUCCGUUUUAGGCUAUCCUUCAGAAUUAUUUUACCGAGGUGCACCAAUGUGGGAGACAUUAUAUGGCAUGAUCCUCGCAUAUCCCAUUGUUUGCUACGUGUUUAUUCCUGUUUAUUAUAGUUUAGGCAUCACGUCAGUUUAUCAAUAUUUGGAUUUACGAUUUAAGUCGCGAUUGGUACGAUGCCUUGCUUGUGCCACCUACGUCUUAAGACAAAUAUUUAAUCAGGGCAUCACCGUUUAUACGCCAUGUGUAGCUUUGUACACCAUCAUUGGGAUUCCAUACUGGGCUUCCAUUCUGGGAAUUACGCUCAUCAGCAUUUUCUUCACAUUACUGGGUGGACUGAAAGCAGCAAUCCUGGCUGACGUUAUGCAAGGCAUUACGAUAAUUGCAAUUAGUGUACUUUUUAUAAUCCAAGGAACCAUAAAUGCUGGCGGAGUAUACAACGUAUUUAAAACAAAUAUUGAAGGAGGUCGAUUGAACUUUUUCAACUGGUCUCUCGAUCCGACGAUUCGAGUGACAACACUUUCUGCUACAAUCGGACAAUUAUUCAUGUCUCUUUCUAUACUCGGCUGUCAACAGAAUUUCGUACAGAGAUACUGCAGUAUGGAAUCCCAGAAAAAAAUAACCAAAACCCUUAUGUUGAAUAUCCCAGUGAUUACGAUCCUCUUCAGCAUCUCUUGGUUAGUUGGAAUGGUUAUUUAUGCUGUAUAUGCCAGUUGCGAUCCUCUAUCGGCGGGAUAUACCGAUAAAUACGACGAAGUCCUUCCCUUUUUCGUAGAGGAUAAAUUCAAUUAUUUCCCCGGAAUAUUGGGGCUUUUUAUAGCUUCAUUGUUCAACAGUUCCUUAACUCUCAACGUUUCGAUUUUGAACUCGUUGGCUACAUGUACGUUUGAGGACUUCAUCAAACCUCUUCCAUGGCUGAAGGGAAUGAGUGAAAAAAAUCAACUGUAUUCCAUCAAAGCCACAGCUGUUGUUAUUGGCUUCCUAAUCAUGGGAAUAAGCUUUGGAGUCGGUCUUUUUUCGGGCGUCAUUGAAUCAUCAAUGUUGGUAACGUCAGCAACGUCGGGACCCCUACUAGGUGUCUUUAUCCUGGCAAUGUUAGUUCCUUGUUGCAACUGGAAGGGAGCCGCCUCUGGAGUGAUAAUGGGUCAUAUGAUAACAUUAUGGAUUUUAAUUGGAGGAUUGACAAUCGAAAAACCACCCACGAAACUUCUCCCCGUCAGUACAGAUGGUUGUACGAAUGAAACGUUUAGUCAAGCUAUUUCAAAGAUCCACAUAGAGCCCAUGACUACAAUCUUACCUGUUACUGAAUCAAUCAUUGUCAAUAAUACUGCUGAUCUAUUUGAAACGUUCACUACCAGAGCUGAAUCAAUUGAUCCUUUGACGUAUUUGUAUUCGACAACCUACAUGUAUUAUUCCGCUAUCGGAUGCUUUGUUACGUUAUUCGUGGGAAUAACAGUUUCCUGCGUCACAGGAUUAAGCAAGGACGAAAUCUAUGACGACAACCUUAUCCAUCCCAUAGCGCGAAAGAUAGCGAGCUGGUUCCCAGGACAAAAGCGACUCUACUCGGAAAAAUACAAGAACGUGGACGACAAUCGAUCUCUAGGAAACGGUUUUACCCUGACUCUGCAGGACGAAAUAAAGAAAAACGGCAAGCUCAAUCCUACUUUCACCGAUUGUCGUAAGAGGGACUCAAUAGAAUCUUUGCCGAGCCCCGGGAAGAGCGACAAGGAUAACAGCAAGGAUUCCGAGCACACACCGAGCCCGGGAUCAGCCGGAAGCUCGAACUUAGCAUUCGAAGCUGACAACGAAGUGACGAAAACGAGAUUGUGAUGUGGGAUUUUCAGAACACACCUGAUGUUUCAAGUAACUUCUGUGAUUUUUAGGUGUAGGACCGCGAAAGACUUCCAAUAUAAACUUUUAUGCCGAUUUAGCGCAGUGAAUUUUUGUAGGUAGUGGUUUGCGCAUUGUUAUUUUGAACAUUUUUUUAUGCAAUGAUUAGUUUAUAAUUGCGAUUAUAAUACUUAUUAUUGUUUGUAUACGUAAAAUUAAGGUGCUUAUAUUAUACAUAUUUACAUUGUCGGGCAGCUGAACGAAUGCUGUUUAACGAAAUGUAUUUAAUUAAUUUAUCCUUUUAAUUAAUGACAUACUUGCCUCAACUUAAUUUUUUGAUAAAAAAUAUACUUAUUAUUUAUUUUAGAAUAAACUUCAACUUCAGAAAUUGAUAUAAUCAUUGGUUUGAAAAGAAUUAGUCGACGAUCUGUUUGAACCUGAGAGGUGUCCACUUUUUCUUUUUCUUAUAAUACUUACACGAACUUUAGUCUUAUUUUGUGUGCGUCUUUUUCGUUUUUAGUUAAAAAUUAUACAAUAUUUCUUACGAGUUUUCAUGUUACAUAGGUAAUUGUUUUUGCCCUAUUUGUUAUUGUAAUGAUAAUGAUGUAUGUUUAUACAUACAGCGAGCGUGUACUUAAAGUAAUUAUAAUUUACAGGCUCCAUUUACAUUAAAUGUUUCUAUCGAGUCACAAUGGCUUCGAAUAAACGUAGGAAAUUGCAGUUUUA
Molecule: messenger RNA, 3043 nt
Organism: Agrilus planipennis (emerald ash borer)
Lineage: Eukaryota; Metazoa; Arthropoda; Insecta; Coleoptera; Buprestidae
Product: sodium-coupled monocarboxylate transporter 2
Exons: 9
Coding region: 287-2317 (676 amino acids)
Biological process (GO): transmembrane transport; sodium ion transport
Cellular component (GO): membrane
Molecular function (GO): symporter activity
Source: RefSeq, a predicted model, not a curated record